Molecule: messenger RNA, 1826 nt
Organism: Ziziphus jujuba (common jujube)
Lineage: Eukaryota; Viridiplantae; Streptophyta; Magnoliopsida; Rosales; Rhamnaceae
Exons: 2
Coding region: 184-1116 (310 amino acids)
Source: RefSeq, a predicted model, not a curated record
AAACACACACACACACAGAAAACAGUCUCAUCAAAACAUUUGGCAACAAGGAAAACUCUAUUUUUUUUUUUUUUUCUUUUUGUGGGCUUCAAAUUCAUAUAGUUUUUCUGGCACCGGGUUUUCUCUUUGGGAGGGUUUUCGUAACGCUGCUCAAAGUUUAUUGCCAAGAUUUCUAAAUCAGAUAUGGAGGAUCAAGGCCAAUGGGGUCACGCUAUCGAGUGGAAAACAAAAGGUAUCAAAAUGCUAGAGCAGGCUGGGGAGUUGUUUGAAAUAGCCUUGGGUGAAACUGGAAAUGACGACAAGUCUGUGAGAGUUGAGGAUGGUGGUUCUGUCACAGGGGUUGGAGAUAGAGCUGAUGUCGGGUGUUUGAAUAUUAAAGGAAAAGAGCUUGGUACUGGGAUUGAGACUGGAUUUGGAGGUGAAGAAACAGAUGGGUCUGAGAGUGAAAGUCAUGUAGCGGUGUUGACUGGUAAAGGAAGUGAGCUUGUCUAUAUACAUGGACCUGAAAUUGAAAUUCCUUUUAUGAGUGGUAGUGGAGGUGGAAGUAGAGUGUUGACUGGUAAAGGAAAUAAGACUACCUAUGCACAUCCACUUACAGCUGAAACUCUUGUGAGUGGAGGUGGAAAUAUGGAUGUGACGCGUAAAAGAGCUGGAAUUAAGCAUGGGCGUGAGAAGAAAAGGAAAACUAAAGGCAAGACUAGAGAAUAUUGGAGAAAAGCUAUGGAAAAAUCAUACUACGCCUUGCAAACAGAGAUUCAAAGUGUGAAGACCACUAGGCAAUCUAUUUACGCAGCGUUGGUGGUGGGUCAAGGUUUGUUAGGUACUCUAACUUCUAAAACUACCAAUCCAAUUAGUAAUGAGACCUUUCGUUCGUUCCAGUGGGUUUGUGUAAUGAGUGCUGUACUGAUCCACUUUUAUCUAAUAGAAAACUCCAUUACAUUUUUUGAAAUGUCUUCGGAACAGUCUCGGUUAUAUAAAGAAUAUGUGAAACACUUUGGUUAUGGGAAGUUAGGGGAGAUAGGGAGGAACGUCCACCCAACUAAAAAAUGGAUAUAUUGGGAAGUGUGUAUGCGGAUGGGGGAAUUUUUAUUGAUCAUUUCACAAUCUCUGCAGUAAAAACCACCGCCCCACCACCAAGAAUAAGUAUUACUGGUUUAGUCAAGUCAAAUAUUUUAACUUUUUGGAUGAAGACUGCAAGUUUAUGGUUUAGUGUAUUAUAUAUUAUCCUAAUGAUUUUUUGUUUCAACUUUUCAUUUCAAUUAAUCUACUGUGGCGGGGCCAGGGCUUCAAAAUGCAUGAAUGGGGCUAGCUUUAGAGAAAUCAAAGAGGGAGAGAUACAGAACGAGCCAGAGACAAGGGCUAUUGGCUUUUUUUAAAUUUUUUUAUUUAUUUAUUUUUUUUUUUUUUUUUUGUUUCAGUGUUAACCAGUAGUGUUUUCUCUGCAUGUAGAACUUUUCUUUGUCUCAUGACCGAGAAGUGACAUGAAAUCAAAACUAUUAAGUGUGAAAUUUUGUUAUUUGCAAAUAUUUGGUUUACCUGAGUUAAUUAUUCUCGCAUUUUCUUUUCCACCAUUCGUUCUUAGUGGAGAUGGUCAAAGGAAUUAGCUCUGCGUUUUGGAAAUGUAAUUUGAUUUGAUUAGUUCAAUUGAUAUUUGACACAAUCUGCUGAGAGAAUUAAUAUGCCAACAGUGAAAUGCAGAAUCUUCAAGAGAAUUGAAAUUCCAUGUCUGAUCUUAGGGAUUUGGCUAGUUUGCAGGCAUGGAAAAUUUAGUUUUCUUCCUAACCAACAAACAAUUGAUAUGAGCUUUCAGCUUACAAAUAUGGCCA